AUGUCUGAUGAGGUUUCAAUCUUUAUUUCAGUGCUGAACACACUCCUCUAUGGAAAAGCUCAAGGACAGAGUAGAGACCCAGCAGAGGGCGCUGAUGAGUCUGAUGUGGAAAAAGGAGCAUCCACAGUUUCUAAUACAGUCACUGUGACUCUACAACCCAACGUCUCUGAGAUAUACAGAGGAGAGACGAUCACUGUCAGAUGUGAGAUCCAGGGAGGAGGAGACACUGAGUGGGAGUAUGAAUGGGAAACAACCACCUCAUUCAAACCUUCAAAUCAACAUGAACACAGGAUCAGUUCUGCUUCAUCAUCCCACAGUGGAGACUACAGGUGUAAGGGCAGAGUGAAAAGUUCACAACAUAGAACAACAGAGUGGAGUUCUUCAGUCAGACUGACAGUGUAUGACAAUAAACCUCGGCCUGUCCUCACUGUGUCUCCAUCAUGGCUGAGUCCUGGAGCCUCAGUAACUCUGAACUGUGAGGUCGAACAUCCAUCUGCAGGAUGGAGGUUCUACUGGUAUAAGACUGUUCCUGAUCUGUCACACAACUACUACAGCUAUAAGUUGUUACCUGGUAACAGCAGAGGGACUGAACAGGAUUCCUACAUCGUUCAUGGUCAGACACACACAGCAGGAUAUGUGUGUAGAGCUGGAAGAGGAGAUCCAGUGUUUUACACUGACAAUAGUGAACCAAAGUUUGUCUGGUCUGGAGAUCUUCAUCCAGCAGCGUCUCUCACAGUGAAUCCUGACAGAGUGCAGCACUUCUACUCUGACUCUGUCUCACUGAGCUGUGAGGGAAACUCUACUGAGUGGAGAGUGAAGAGGUUUAAUGAACAUGGCUCCCUGUCACACUGCUCUGACUGGUGGAGAAUGACUGGAUCCACAUGUAAAGUCUAUCUGUCCUCGCCCAUUAAUGCAGUGUACUGGUGUGAGUCUGGAUCAGGAGAAUUCAGCAACGCAGUCAACAUCACUGUACAGAAUGAUUAUUAUGGUAUUAUCCUGGUGAGCCCCGUCCAUCCUGUGACUGAGGGAGAGUCUGUUAGUCUUGGCUGCAGAUUCAGGACUGAAGAAAAACUUUCCAGUGUGUUUUUCUAUCACAAUGACAAACUCAUCCAAAAUGACACCAGACAGGAGCUGAAUAUCUCUGCAGUGUCAAAGUCAGAUGAAGGUUUCUACAAGUGUCAGUGGUCAGGAAGAAAGUCAGCACAGAGCUGGAUGUCAGUUAAAGUUUCAAACAGCAUCACUGUGAUUCUACAACCCAACUGGCCUCUGAUAUACAGCAGUGAGACGAUCACUGUCAGAUGUGAGAUCCAGGGAGGUGGAGACACUGGGUGGAUGUAUGAAUGGAGACCAGCCAAGUUAAACAAACCUCCAUCACACAAUGAAUACAGGAUCAACAGAGCCACUGAGUCUGACAGUGGAGACUACAGGUGUAAGGCUAGAAGUGAAUAUUUCCUAACAGAGUGGAGUGAUAAAGUGACACUGACAGUAUCACCACGUAAACCAGAGGCUCAGCUGACUGCUGACAAAACAGCUUUUCCAGCAGGGGGCAGUGUGACACUGACCUGCUCUGUGAACCCAUCACCUGGUUGGAAAUACUUCCUGUACAGAGACAAUAAACUCUCUGAACCCCUGACCACACAUGAUGCUGCUUUUCAAACAACUGGAAGAACCAGUGUCUCACAGGAAGGACUCUACAGCUGCAGAGGAGGAAGAGGAGCCCCAGUUUACUACACAGAGUACAGUCACUCAGUUAGCAUUGACAUCACUGUGUCAAACAGAGCUGUUGUGAUUCUGCAACCCAACUGGUCUGAGAUAUACAGAGGAGAGACGAUCACUGUCAGAUGUGAGAUCCAGGGAGGAGGAGACACUGAGUGGGAGUAUAAAUGGAAAACAACCACCUCAUUCAAACCUUCAAAUCAACAUGAACACAGGAUCAGUUCUGCUUCAUCAUCCCACAGUGGAGACUACAGGUGUAAGGGCAGAGUGAAAAGUUCACAACAUAGAACAACAGAGUGGAGUUCUUCAGUCAGACUGACAGUGUAUGACAAUAAACCUCGGCCUGUCCUCACUGUGUCUCCAUCAUGGCUGAGUCCUGGAGCCUCAGUAACUCUGAACUGUGAGGUUGAACAUCCAUCUGCAGGAUGGAGGUUCUACUGGUAUAAGACUGUUCCUGAUCUGUCACACAACUCCUACAGCUAUGAGCUGUUACCUGGUAACAGCAGAGGGACUGAACAGGAUUCCUACAUCGUUCAUGGUCAGACACACACAGCAGGAUAUGUGUGUAGAGCUAGAAGAGGAGAUCCAGUGUUUUACACUGACAAUAGUGAACCAAAGUUUGUCUGGUCUGGAGAUCUUCAUCCAGCAGCGUCUCUCACAGUGAAUCCUGACAGAGUGCAGCACUUCACCUCUGACUCUGUCUCACUGAGCUGUGAGGGAAACUCUGCUGAGUGGAGAGUGAAGAGGUUUCCUGAACAUGGCUACAUGUCACACUGCUCUGACUGGAGGAGAAUGACUGGAUCCACAUGUAACAUCCACCUUCACUGGCAUAAUGAUGCAGUGUACUGGUGUGAGUCUGGAUCAGGAGAAUUCAGCAAUGCAGUCAACAUCACUGUACAGAAUGAUUAUUAUGGUAUUAUCCUGGUGAGCCCCGUCCAUCCUGUGACUGAGGGAGAGUCUGUUAGUCUUGGCUGCAGAUUCAGGACUGAAGAAAAACUUUCCAGUGUGUUUUUCUAUCACAAUGACAAACUCAUCCAAAAUGACACCAGACAGGAGCUGACUAUCUCUGCAGUGUCAAAGUCAGAUGAAGGUUUCUACAAGUGUCAGUGGUCAGAAAGAAAGUCAGCACAGAGCUGGAUGUCAGUUAAAGUUGCAGUGAUGGAACCUAAAAGCUCUUCAUCUCCUGUGCUGCUGAUCGUUCUGCUGCUUUGUGGAAUAGUAUUGAUUAUUCUCCUGCUGCUGUGUUGCUGCAGAAAGUCAACAGAUCCAUGUUGGAACAGGCUCACCCAGUCUCAAAGAGAGAAUAAAGCUACAGAUAAAACUGUCAGCCAUGAUGAUAAUCAACAGCAAACAUAUUCCUCUCUUCUGCAGGGUCAGUUUUUCAUCUACCUUUCAAUGUUUUCAUAA
This is a messenger RNA of Lates calcarifer (barramundi perch), 3123 nucleotides long. Its product is annotated as Fc receptor-like protein 5. NCBI's taxonomy places the organism in Eukaryota, Metazoa, Chordata, Actinopteri, Centropomidae. Gene Ontology annotation, molecular function: transmembrane signaling receptor activity. Gene Ontology annotation, biological process: cell surface receptor signaling pathway. The record is from RefSeq and is a predicted model, not a curated record. The coding region runs from base 1 to 3123 and encodes 1040 amino acids. The transcript is spliced from 15 exons.